GGCUCUGCACAGUCCGGCCGCGGGUUCCGACGAGCAUGGCGGAGUCGGGGCGGGCGGCCCGAGGGGGGACCCGCGUGCUGGGCAGAGCCCUCUCCUUCAGCGAGCCCUCGCCGGCGCUGGAGAUCGGGGGUGGAGGCAGGACCGCGGCCGAGGUGCGGGUGCUGGUGAUCAACACGGGAGGGACCAUCGGGAUGGUGCCUCGGUCCGAGGGUCUUGCUCCGGAGGCUAACAAGUUAGCUGGGGCCCUGGCAAAGAUUCCAAUCCUUCAUGAUGCAACAUACGCUAAGGAAACGAAACUGUAUAGCCGGCUUGCUCUUGGGGAUGACUCUUUGGUGCUUCCCCUUUCUAAGGAAAAUAAAAGAAUAAUCUACACAAUCAUUGAACUUUCUCCUCUGCUGGAUUCUGCAAAUAUGACUCCAGCUGACUGGGGCAAGAUUGCAAAGUGCCUUGAGACAAACUACGAAAAGCAUGAUGGCUUUGUGAUCCUUCAUGGCACUGACACAAUGGCUUACACAGCCUCAGCACUGUCGUUCAUGUGUGAGAAUCUAGGCAAAACCAUUAUCCUGACUGGAUCACAGGUGCCCAUAUAUGAACUGAGGAACGAUGGCCGAUCCAACCUUCUGGGGUCCUUACUGAUCGCUGGACAGUUCGUAAUCCCUGAGGUGUGCCUGUACUUUUAUAAUAAAUUGUACAGGGGAAACCGGGUGACUAAGGUAGAUGCAGAGAGUUUCAAUGCCUUUUCCUCGCCUAACCUGCCUCCACUUGCAAAUGCUGAGGUUGAUAUUACAAUUAACUGGGAAACAGUGUGGCGAUCGAAUACCACCAAGAAGUUUGAGGUCCACACCAACAUGAACUGCAAUGUUGGCCUCCUGCGGAUCUUCCCAGGGAUCACCACCGCAGCGGUGAAGGCAUUUCUUCAGAGUCCAGUAGAAGGGGUUGUACUUGAGACCUAUGGAAGCGGGAACGCCCCCAAUAACCAAGAUUUACUAGAGGAGUUAAAGAAAGCAACCGAUCGCAACAUAGUGAUCCUGAAUUGCACCCAGUGUCUACGAGGAUCUGUGUCUUUAGUCUAUGCCACAGGAAAGACACUCAUGGAUGCGGGAGUGAUUCCUGGCGCGGAUAUGACGCCUGAAGCCGCUCUUGCCAAGCUGGCUUAUGUCCUAGGCAAACCCCAACUUAGCCUGGCUGAAAAGAGAAAGAUGCUGAAUGAGAAUCUAAGAGGGGAGAUAACUGUUGUGCCCAUAGGAACGCGAAUCACGCUCAAAGACAGCAAAUUUAUUCAAGGGAUUUCAAAAUACCUGUGUAUCAGCCGCAAGGAGGAGCUAGAGGCUGUUAGGGAUGCGUUGACUCCUGCUUUGGCCUGUGCGGCUGCAAAAACUGGUGACUUAGAUGCCUUGAAAGCUUUACAGAAUAUGGGUGGAAAUUUGAGCUCUGGAGAUUACGAUGGGCGCACGCCACUUCAUGUCGCAUCCUGUGAGGGCAAUCUGGAGCUAGUCACCUACCUACUUGAGUCUGGAGCAACUGUGUAUGCAAAAGACCGAUUUGGAGCAACCCCCCUGAUGAAUGCCAUCAAAUUCAGGCAUCCAGAUGUGAUUUCCUUGCUCCGCAAAACCGGGGCUCAUCUUUCCAGCCAAGAGCUUGUGAAUGUUGGAACAGAACUCUGCAGUCUUGCUUUUAAUGGAGAUAUUGAUGGGCUGACAGCUUGGCAUCUGGCUGGCGUGAACCUGAACCAGCGUGGUUAUGAUGGGAACACUCCAUUUCAUGUGGCCAAGAAAAUGGGAAAUGUAGAAGUCAUCACAUUUUUAAAAUCCAUAUCCUAAUUCGAUAUGUGCUUUUCACAGGCUACAUCUGGGCACAUCUGACUGCAAGUAGUACUGAAAUGGACUGAAGAGAUCAAAUCAGCUCUUGCUGUUGCUAGAAUAAAUGUUGUGAUGACGUUUAUUUUCUUAUGUUUGAUAUAUUUAAAAUGCCGGUUCUUUGUGAAAGAAUUGUAUGUAAAAGUGCAGUACAGUCAGUUCUGUUCACACGUGAUGCCACUGCAAAGGGUGGUGCUUUCAGUCCUCAAAGCACAUGUUUCAUUUCAGAAUAAUCUCGUCAACAGUGGUGGGGCUUCUGGAAUAUGUAUCAUAGGAUUGUCGUUAUAUGUCCCGAUCUGUGCGUGCUGUGAUGCACACCUGUGAUGCGACAGAGCUCUCUACGCACAUUUGAUCUUACAUUUUCAUAAGCUAUCAUUGGAUCUGAGCAAUAGUCAUUUUUAAAAAGAAAUUCAGACUAUAGAAAGGGAUUAGCAUUUUAACAUUUGUCUCUUCUUUUAAAGAAAACUGCUGUUCAGUGCCGGAAAGUGUAACUGUAGAGAGUCAGAAGCUUUUAGCCAGCUUUAGUUUGAGGUGGGUAGCCAUGUUGGUCUGCAGUAGAACAGCAAGAUGCAAGUCUGGUAGCACCUUAAAAAACGGAAGAUUCCUAGAGUAUUGGCUUUUGGGAGUCAAAUUUAGAGAGCUUUGACUUUUGAAAGCGUAAACUCUGAAAAUCUUGUUGGUCUUAACUGGACUCAAAUCUAGCUGGCUUGAGAAGUGUGCCGGCAGACUUGGCGCCAAAUUUCAACCGAAGCAGGAUUUUCUUGGAGGGUCCUGAUCCAAGUGGGAGGGGGGAAAUGGUAAUGUGGAUAAUUCCAUAGGGAAGUUGAAAGAAUUCUGAUGAUUUGCAAAGCGAUCUCUUUGUGAGAGUCUUGCCCAAAGUCAAAAGUAGAUUUGGAAGGGACCUGUUCAGGAGAAAGAGCCAUAGGGAAAUUGAUGAGGACGUGAUUUCAUUAAGAUUUGUGACAACGCUUUAAUGUCGAAUGUAUUUGUAUGGAAAAAAUGGAAUGAUGCGGCAAAAAAUAGUGUGCAAAUGGUCAGAAUGUCUUUGUUAUGCUUUUUUAAUAAAAUGUUUGAAAAAUAAUAGUUGCAUUAUCAUGCAGCUCUUCGUCAACCUUAAACUGGGCUACAGGCAGAAUGCUCCAUAUGUUUUUAUCGUUCAGCAGAUUUCCAGAACAAAUAAUCAUCAGCGUUGACUAUGCGCUCCUGGUGUUGGGAUCAAAGGUCAGGUUCUUUAAUUUUGGGGAGGGGAUUCCUCCACCUAGCCUGCCUGUGAGUGGUCCCUCUGAGCUGGUGGAUGUGGGUGUCUGGCCUGUUGUUGAUGACUUUCCAGCAAGUGGGACUUCUUCAGUAUCUAUUUAGAGGCUUCCUUGCCUGAUCCAGGUGUAGUGUUUAAUGACUACCAUGGGUCUGCUCCAGGUGGCUUCAGGCAUAACCCGUGAAAAGCAACAUGCAUUGAAUUUGAUCUAUUGCAUGGAGCAAAACUUGUUUGUUUAUUUAUUGCUUUUCCGGCCGAAGCCAUAAGCCAUACAAACACCAACGCCAAUGGAGCAAAACUUAACAGCAAGGGUGUAAAGUGCAAAAAAUGAGCAUCUGUAAUGUGAGCAAAAUCGUAUGUCCCAACUUCAACCAGGGCAGAUCCAUUGUUCCCAAUUUUGCAAAUAAAUUCAGUGUCAGCAAUCUCGUGUUGUAAUUUUCCUUUGAAGUUUCUCUGCUUGA
This is a messenger RNA of Eublepharis macularius, 3572 nucleotides long. It is a transcript of the gene ASPG, whose product is annotated as asparaginase. Bases 36 to 1820 code for a protein of 594 amino acids. The transcript has 16 exons. Gene Ontology annotation, molecular function: asparaginase activity; protein binding. The record is from RefSeq and is a predicted model, not a curated record. NCBI's taxonomy places the organism in Eukaryota, Metazoa, Chordata, Lepidosauria, Squamata, Eublepharidae. Gene Ontology annotation, biological process: amino acid metabolic process.